AUCCUUUCGGAAAGUUCUAGUAGGACACAUAACCGCAGUUAAAUGUAUCAAGAGGAAAUCACUUAUAGCUGCAGAGGGUAGCUUUGACUCCUCCAUGUGGUGAAUAAGCAGAAAGGUAUACAAGAAUGUCUGCAAUGAUAAAUAAUAUUUUGUAAAAUUGUUGUGAAAAGCAAAACCCAUGCAGAAAAAAAAAGAACAAAGCUAAAAGUCAUGAUGCAACAUUAGGAGUAUAUAUUUUGGUUUUAUUUUCAGUUACAAAAACCCAAGUUGCGGUUUGAGAUGAUGCAUCUGAGCCAGAGAUGAUUUUAAAAUGUCACAAAGUAUUUCCUAAUUCCAACAAUCAAAGUGUUUAAAUAAGAGACGCGAUCAUUGGUUUGCUAGUUAUUAAAGCAGAAUAAUCAAUUCAAGUGGAAUUAAUGUCAUUCACUACUAAUAACUAGUUUAGGACCCAAGUCUGCAGUUAAAUUGAGAUUUGUUCCCCCGUUCCUCCACCAGCUUUUCUGCAUUUACCCUUAAACGAUGCUUGUCAUGUAAUUUUAUUUAACUGCUAAAACAGCUCUAGAUUUGUGUGUUCAGUAUUUGCCAAUUGUCUGUUUGGGGAAUUCAACAUUAAAAAUAAAUUAUUUGGACUUAAACACAAAAAUCACAUAAUGAUUGAAUACAUAAAUACGCCAAUUAAGUAAUAAUAAUAAUUAUUGAUUAUUAAUAAUGUACACUGCCAAUUUUCAAUAGCAAAGCGGAGGGCAGCGAUGGGGAAAAUAUUGACGUAACACCAGAAACCAGUUUCAGCUCUUUUUUUAAAUGUAUUUAUUUUUUCAAAACUUUAUUGAACAAGGUGAUAAGUAUACAAACAAACUGCAUACAAAAUUGAACAAAGAAGAUGAAACAAAUGCCAGGGGAUGCACUACAUAAAUGUUACACACAUCCAAAUAAAUUAUAGAUGGUGCAAAUAGUUAUAGUUUUUAAAACUUUUUUGUUUAGUGAUCCACUAAUCAAUUUUAUGUAAGAUAGAGUGUCACUAUAAUAGUGCUUGAAAUUAGGGUUUUGGUUACUAAACCAGUUUCAGCUCAACACCACUUAUUCAACGAUUUAAUGACACCCUCUAGUGGAACAUAAGCAGAAUCGCAUUUUUAAGUGGAAAGAACGCAAUAAAUAAGAAAAAGGGCUUUAGAAUAAAUAACAGUGUUGAAAAAGAUUUAAAAUACCAACAACGCUUUCUGUUUGGAGAGUUUUAGUAACACUAGUAAGCUAAUCUGUUAAACCUAGCAUGUUAAUUAUCAAACACCAACCUAAUAAUUUGGACAACUUGUCAAACAUUCACGUUUUCAAAAAUGACAAAAACCAAAAUGGUAACAAUAUUAACAAGCUAAAUAUUAUAACUUGUUUAGGUAACUCACCGGUAUGGUUUGUGGUGGAGGCUACAACUAGCAUCGUUAGCUCUUGAAGUUCUGAAAAAUAUAUCACAUUAUCGGUCAUUACUCCAUAAAACACACCAUUCUACAAUACAUUUGAUGUGAUUAGAGAACAGUUUGAUAGUUUUUCAAUACAUUACCCAAAAAAAGGCACGAUUAGAGGUUAAAACGUCUAAUUAAACCACGAAAUAACACCUGCGCCAUGAUGAAUCGGAAGUAGAUGUCACGUUUGUAAUUGUGCCUCGAAGUUUUCACUUUUGUUAUUAUACUUAAUUAUACUUUUAUUUUAAGUUUUUGUUGUUGUAUUCACAAAGAUUAUAGCUCACAACUUAUUUGUUUUGGACUUUUUAUAUGAGAAUCAAAUAAAAGCAGAACUGAACUUUACUGUAAAAGCAUCCAACUACAUCAGUAACACACAGGGCAAUCCAAAAUAAAACAAUAAGGUCACUACCUCAUCUUGUGGUUGUAAAACACAAUGAGGUAAUAAUGAAAUAAAUAAGAAAAUAACUACUUUUAAAAUGUUUCAAUUCAAAACUUGACUUUUAAUAAAAAUCAGCAAGAUCCUCAUUAGGGUGAAAAUAUCAACAUCAGAUUAAAACAAACAAAACAAACAAACAAGUUGGAUUAACAUAACUUCUGAGAUGUAAGGCUGCAAAUAUCUAAGAAAAUAAAACUAUAGCUCAAACAUGAACUGAACAAUGUGAGACUGAUGCAGAAGGAAAUAUAAUUAUUGUGUGAUCGUGUCAAAAAAUAUAAAAGUAAUACAAAUUCCACUGGUUGGCUUAAAGCUUGAAGCAGGAACAAUGCGAUCUCUCAGAGGUCAGGUCAGUCGCACACCUGCAGCUCCACGUUGCGCUUUCUGACUGCCGCCUGCAUGUUCAGUAGGUAAUCACCUGUUAAGCCUAUCUGAAGAUGGGAGGUCAGGAGGAGCAAGAGGAGGAGCAGCUGACAUGAGCGCUCAAAUCUGUUUUCUGAUCGAUUCUGGCUGGAUUCUCAACAUUUCGGAGAACAAGAAUGCCUAAAGCAGGAGAGAGGACCGCUUCUACAACCUCUGCCGACUCGACUUCAUCAGAAAACAAAGAUGGUGGCAGUAAAUCUAGCACCACUACAAACUCCCCAUCAGGUUCUGUCUCUGAAACACCAAAGAAAUCAUCAAAGAAGUCCAAGAAAAGCUCAGAGAGCAUGAACAAAGUCUACACCUCCGUCCUCGAAAGUGUUUUUGGAGCCGAAAGAGAGUUGGCUCAGGCUGAAAUAGAUGAGCUCCAGGAAGCCUUUAAAGAGUUUGACUACGACCAGGACGGCUACCUGAACUACAAAGAUGUGGCUGAGUGCAUGAGGACGAUGGGGUACAUGCCCACUGAGAUGGAGCUGCUGGAAAUCGUGCAACAAAUCAAAAUGAGAAUGGGCGGGUUGAUGGACUUUGAUGACUUCAUUGAACUGAUGGGGCCAAGGAUGAUGGGAGAGACCACCAACAUGCUGGGACUAAAGGAGCUCCAGUCGGCCUUUCUACAGUUUGACAUGGAUGGAGAUGGAAAAAUAAACCAAGAUGAAAUGAAGGAGGCACUGAAGUCUUUACUGGGAGAGAAGCUGAAGAAGGGCGAGCUAGAGGAGAUCCUGAAGGAGCUGGAUAUAAACUCAGACGGCAACAUCGACUUUGAGGGUGAGCGUUUGCGUUUGUGUCGUAACACGUUCUUCUGAUGACUCAGGCUUUGACUGUUCUUCCUGAAUUUCAGAGUUUGUGAUGAUGCUCUCCAUUCACUGACCGUUGCAAACAGCUGCACAGACGGACCAAUCGUUUCCUGAUUACCAGAGAGAAUGAUCUCAAACUUCAGUGAAGACUUCUGUAGCUUUCAUUCAUUAGUCAGUU
This is a messenger RNA of Nothobranchius furzeri (turquoise killifish), 3279 nucleotides long. The record is from RefSeq and is a predicted model, not a curated record. Lineage: Eukaryota; Metazoa; Chordata; Actinopteri; Cyprinodontiformes; Nothobranchiidae.